AUGGCCCCGACGGCCGCAGACCCGACGCUGAGCUUCCUGGAUGUCAAACGGAUCCUGCUGCAGAAGAUCGCCAGCCAGCGGGAGGAGCUGACCCGGGCCUUCCGGCUGCUGGACCCGGCGCUCAGCGGGACCUUGACUAGGAGCGAGCUGCGGCGGGUCAUCAGCACGUUCCUGCUGCCGCUGACCAGGGAGCAGUUCCAGGACGUGCUGGCCCAGAUGCCUCUCACUAGCUCCAGGACCGUUCGGUACCUUGACUUCCUGUCCAGGUUUGGCGGACUCGACCUCCAGGUGAAUGUCCUCAAGAGGGGUGAAGGCGAUAGGAACUGCAGUCGGACUUUGAAAGAACUGGAAAGCCAAGCAGGGGAGAAGAUUCUCAAAAACAUCAAAACCAUCUCCAAGGCCUUCAAGCUCCUGGAUGUGAACAAGACGGGGCUGGUGCGCCCGGAGGAGAUGAGGCGGGUGGUGCAGACCUUCUGUUUGCCGAUGGGAGAGGACGAGUACAGGAAGUUUGCCCGGUACUACCGCCUGGACGAGGAACCCGCGGUGGAUUACAGUGCGUUUCUGAAGAACCUGAGCGUCAAUAACGGCCUGAACCUCAGAUACAAUUUUGGAGACUCAGAGGUCAGGCUAUCUGAGAGCCAAGUCAGAUGCCCCUCGAAGACGCACGUUCCUCCUCCGCCCGCAUCCGAGGAUGUCUGGAAGACCUUCUCCUUAGAUCGAAUCGAGAAGAUCUUUUGCCAAGAGUUUGCGAAGUCCCGCGAAAAGGUUGAGAAAGCCCUGAGCGCGGGGGACCCCGCCAGAGUUGGCCGCGUGUCUCUCAACUACCUCAAGAUUGUCCUCGACGCCUUUGUGUACCGGAUGCCCAGAAGAGUUUUCAUCAAGUUAAUGAGAAGAUUAGGACUGAAGACCACCACCAAAAUCGACUGGAGGCAUUUUAUGUCGUUGUUCAGCGACCCCCACAGCCUGAAAUGCCACAGCGCGGCCCCCCUGGUGCCCAGCAGUAGUGACUCCGGCUCCAGUGCUCCUGUCCCGCGGCUGCUGAGACAGGCGGGGUUCUGCCCGAGGCUGAAGAAGGCCCUGAUCAACCUGCACACUAUACCCAGCGGGUGGAUAACGGAGGAAGAACUGCGGCGCGUUCUGGAGGGCGCCAUGGGCACGGUGAGGGAACCCGAGUUCCAGGAGCUGAUGCAAGCGCUGGACCCUGGCGGCACCGGGUCCCUGCACGUGGCCAAGAUCCUGGAGCUGCUGGAGGAGAGUGCCCGGGUGAGGAAAGCGCCAUCACUUGGCUUAGAUGCCAGGGCCGUGUCCGUGCUGGACUGGGGAGCCGUGGAGGGACAGCUCCGCAGCGGGGUCACUGAGAAUUUCCAGGAGUGCUACGACAGGCUGCGGUCCCACGACCCGAGGGACUCAGGGCUCAUCAGCCGAGCUGAUUUCAAGGCCGUCCUGAGCGUCUUCUGCCCGUCCCUGACGGCCGGCCACUUCCUGAGGCUCAGCAGCAAGUUCCUGGACAGGGCCUCGGGAAGGGUCCUCUACAAGAAGUUCCUGGCGUGCACGGGCCAGGCCCUGUCUCCGGUGCCCGCCGACCAACCCGGGAGAGCCCCGCCUCCCCGGGAGAGCCCCCCAGCCGUGGGCAAAGACGAGGUUAAGAAGCUGGAAAGCUGCAUCCGGCGGCAGGGCCCGGCCCUUCGAAAGCGGUUUCUGGACCUCGGUGGAGACCCCGGCAGCAGGGCGGGCACGCCCAGCCCCAGGAAGGCUGUAGAGGACAGCGGUGCGUCCCCGGACCAUGCUGCGCGGCCCUCGCAGCCGCUCCCCGGCCCCGACAGGAUGAAUUUCCUGCAGUUUGCACCCGGAUCCGACGAUGACCGGCCGUGUGGGCUGUACCGGCCCCAGCAGGCGAGCCUCCACUCGGCGGGCGACCCCAGCAAGUUCUACAUCAGCGCCGAGGAGUGUCUGGAGGUCUUCCCGCAGCGGGUCCAGGAGCACUACGGGGACCCCUACGCCGCCUUCUUCAGGAUGGACACGGACAGGGACGGCGUGGUGGGCAUGCACGACCUGCACAAGCUGCUGAUGUGCCUGCUGCUGCACCUCACGCAGGCCGAGUUCCUGCGCUUCCUCGGGCUGCUGGGCCUCAGCCCCACCGUCACGCUCAACUUCCGCGAGUUCCGCAACCUGUGUGAGCAGCGGCCCCUCAGCGAGGACGCCCCGCCCCAGCGCAUGCUGCGACAAAAGCAGAAGGUCGUGGACACAGAACUAGCCUGUGGGCAGGCUCAUGAGUAUCUCGUGACCAAAGCGAGGACCCGAUGGUCAGACUUGUCCAAGAACUUCCUGGAGACGGACUCGGACGGGAACGGCAUCCUGCGGCGCCGGGACAUCAGGAACGCGCUCUAUGGCUUUGCCGUCCCGCUCACGCCGAGGGAAUUCGAGAAGCUGUGGAUGAGCUACGACACGCAGGGAAGAGGGCACAUCACGUACCAGGAGUUCCUGCAGAAGCUGGGCAUCCCCUACAACGCGGACGUGCACCGGCCCUACGCCACCGACUACUUCAACUUCAUGGGCCACUUCACCAAGCCCCAGCAGAUCCAGGAGGAGACCAAGGAGCUGCAGCGGCGCUCGGCCGAGAAGGCGGGGCCUCUCGGGGACCAGCUCAAGGAGCACCGUCAGGAUAUCUGCAAGGCCUUCAGCAAGCUGGACCGGUCCAAGACGGGCGGCUGCGUGUCCCUGAGCAAGCUGCAGAAGCUGCUGCAGGAAGGCGGCUGCACGCCGAGGGAGGAGGAGCUCACCCAGCUCCUAACCAGUUGGGGCGUCAGCUGGAGCCGGAACGCCGUUAACUACCUUGACUUCUUGAAGGCACUGGAGAACAGCCGGCCGGCCACACCGGAGCCCAGGGACGGCCAGGAGCCCGGAGCGCAGAGGGCAGCCGGGGACGGCCAGCAGCUGGACUUUGCGGGGCUGGACCCAGAGGACAUUGUGAAGAAUGUCCAGCAGGUGGUGGCCGCCGCUGAACUGGCCAUGGCAACGGCGUUUUUUGCGUUGGACAGCGAGGACACUGGCUUUGUGACAGACGCUGACUUCGGGCAGGUUCUGAAGGAUUUCUGUCCCAACCUCUCUGAUAACCAGUACCACUAUUUCCUGAGGAAACUAAGGCUUCAUCUCGCCCCUUCCAUAAACUGGAAGUAUUUUCUCCAGAACUUCAGCAAUUUCCUUGAAGAGAGCGCGGCCGAGUGGGCCGAGAAGAUGCCUCGAGACCCGCGGCCCGCCUCGCCCAGGGACCAGGCCCACACGGAGCUGCUGGGCCGGCUGCACCGGGCCGUGGCCGCCCACUUGCACGCCAUCACCCAGGAGCUGGAGAACUUCGACACGGCCAGGAGCGGCACCGUGUCCAGGGACGAGUUCCGGGCCGUGUGCACCCGCCACGUGCAGGUGCUGACGGACGAGCAGUUCGACAGGCUCUGGGCCGAGCUGCCGGUCAGCAGCAAGGGCCGGCUCAAGUACCAAGACUUCCUGCGCCGCUUCAGCUCCGACAAGUUCCUGCAGCCCCCGGGCGACUCCACGCGGGCCCAGCGGGGCAGCAGCGUCCCCGACAGCCUCGGCAGUUUGGCCGUGACGUCGCCCGCCGAGCGGGACCCGCGGGCCGGGCUCAAGACGCAGAGUGAACCCAGCGUGACCUCACAGCUCACGCUCACGCCAGGCAGUCCCCACCUGCAGAACUGCGAGCCCCUGGAGAACAGGCUGCGCCAGAAGAUGAGGAGCUGCUGGCGGGAGUUCCUGAAGGACUGCAAGGACAGGGACGCCGACCGGCUGGGCCACGUCAGCACGGCCGACUUCCUGGCUCUCGUGGAGAAAUACGGCCUGGACGUCAGCAAGGAGGAGAGCCAGCAGCUGGCCGCCAAGUACGACUUCAAGGACAACGGCCGCUUCGCCUACUGUGACUUCAUCCAGAGCUGCGUCCUCCUGCUGCGGGCCCGGGAGACGUCCCUCAUGCAGCGCAUGAAGAUCCAGAACGCGCACAAGAUGAAAGAAGCUGGCACCGAGACUUCGUCGUUCUACUCCGCCCUGCUGCGGAUCCAGCCCAAGAUCAUGCACUGCUGGCGGCCCAUGCGCAGGACCUUCAAGAGCUACGACCAGGACGCCAGCGGCUUCCUGAGCGUGGGGGACUUCCGCAAGGUUUUGCGGCAGUACAGCAUCAACCUGACGGAGGAGGAGCUCUUCCACGUGCUCGAGUACUACGACCGGGGCCUGUCCGCCCUGGUCCCCUACAACGACUUCCUGCGCGCCUUCCUCCAGUAG
Sorex fumeus (smoky shrew) is the source of this 4287-nucleotide messenger RNA. RefSeq names its product EF-hand calcium binding domain 6 (gene EFCAB6). NCBI's taxonomy places the organism in Eukaryota, Metazoa, Chordata, Mammalia, Eulipotyphla, Soricidae. The transcript is spliced from 33 exons. Bases 1 to 4287 code for a protein of 1428 amino acids. Gene Ontology annotation, molecular function: calcium ion binding. The record is from RefSeq and is a predicted model, not a curated record.